Molecule: messenger RNA, 1877 nt
Organism: Lactuca virosa
Lineage: Eukaryota; Viridiplantae; Streptophyta; Magnoliopsida; Asterales; Asteraceae
Source: the annotation of a GenBank genome assembly
AAAAUAUAUCUCCUAAGUCGACGUAAGUUUUUUAUCGCGAGAAAUCUUGAAUGCGAAGUAGGACAUGACUAUGGAUACUUUAAACGAGAAACCUACUUUGAUCCAGAAGAUGAAACGAUUUCUGGUUUCCUUAUGUGGCGAAAUAUGGAAAGUGGGUCGAGAUGAUCCGAGAAGGGCAAUCCACGCUCUCAAAGUCGGGUUUUCUUUAACCUUAGUGUCCUUAUUAUACCUAAUGGAGCCAUUGUUCAAAGGGGUCGACCAAAACGCGAUUUGGGCAGUCAUAACUGUCAUCGUUGUUCUCGAAUUCACUGCUGGAGCGACUUUAUGCAAAGGAUUAAAUCGAGGGUUUGGGACGAUGUUAGCAGCAUCGUUAGCUUUCUUAUUCGAGUUUAUAGCACGAGGAAAUGGAAAUGUUUUUCGUGCUGUUUUCAUUGGAGCUUCGAUUUUCUUUAUUGGCACAUUGACUACAUUUUUGAGAUUUUUCCCCAAAAUAAAACAGAAUUAUGAUUACGGUGUUAUAGUAUUCCUGUUGACGUUCAACUUGAUCACUGUAUCGAGUUAUCGUGUGGAUGAGUCUCUUCUGAAACUAGCCGAAGGGCGGACGUAUAUGAUUGGGGUCGGUUCUGGGAUUUGCAUUCUGAUGAGUCUCUUCAUCUUCCCAAAUUGGUCCGGAGAAGAUCUCCAUAAUCACACAGUUUCCAAAAUUGAAGGACUAGCAAAAUCGAUCGAAGCUUGCGUCACUAAGUACUUCAGUGAAGAAGAACGGAAUGUAGAAAGAGAUGAGAUGAUAUCGGAGGAUCAGAUUUAUGAGAAUUAUAAGGCGGUUUUGGAAUCCAAAUCGACAGAUGACACGCUGGCGCUCCAUGCAAGUUGGGAACCGAGAUACACGUGGCAGUGCCACAAAUUUCCGGGGCAACAAUACGUGAAAAUAGGAAGCGUUCUUCGUCAUUUUGGGUACGGAGUUGUUGCUCUUCGUGGAAGUUUACAAACCGAAAUACGAACUCCAAGAUCAGUUAGACUCCUAUUCAAGGAUCCAUGCAUUUGCCUUGCAUCAAAAGUAACAAAAUCCCUAAUGGAGCUUGCAUGUAGCUUAAGAAAUCGGCAACACUGCUCGCCAGAACUCCUUACCGAGUCGCUUCGCCAAGCACUGCAAGACCUCGACACAGCUUUAAAGUCCCAACCAAGACUCUUUGUCGGUACAAAUACCCCUUACAACACGUCCGAAAUGCUAUCCACACUUGCGUCAACAGAGAGACAUAAGUUUGAAAACCAUUUAUCAAGCAUAAACACAGACGCACCUACCUCUAUAGAUAGGAAAACCAAGGGGGUUUCUGAGGGUGAGAGGAGGGUUUUGAGGCCAACAUUAAGUAAGUUUGCGAUCACAAGCUUGGACUUUUCUGAAGCGCUACCAAUUGCUGCUUUUGUGGCCUUAUUGGUUGAGUUAGUCGCUAGACUUGAUCUUGUGAUUGAGGAAGUUGAAGAAUUGGGGAGGGUGGCUUGUUUUAAAGAGUUUAAACAUGGUGACAAUGUGAUUUUAGAUAUUGACACGAGAGCGAAAAGGGAGAUUAAUCUUCCUAAUUUUGCCUCUACGGAGUGAGUUGAAGGGCAUAAUGGUCAUUUGAAUUGUUGGUAUGAAUACGAGUGUUAGUGUAUCUCACAUCGGUAGGACACAAUCCUAUAAAUAAAUGUCUAUAUAUGUUGGAUUCACUCGGCUUAUAUAAAUACUCUUUUAGAGAAAAAAAAAUCAAAGACUCCACAUAUAUCUUAAAAUAAUAAUCUUGAUUGUUCGAUGCCACCAAAACUGUAAAGAAAAUGUAGUUUUGAUCGCUUUUGGUGGUUUCAUUGUAAAGACGAAUUUGAAUUAAUAAAAUUGGGUG